AUGUCGAAAAUACAGCAAUUCGCACCGAUACGACAGGUGCUAUACAAGCACAUGUCAUUGGCUCCUUCAGUGCGAGGGAUGCCAUCUAGCCAACUACAAUCACUUUAUAACAACCACCAGCAACUUCUUCCACUUCAACAGCAACAACCAUGGACUCCCCAACAAUAUCUCCCGCCAUUUCCACCACUACGCGUUAAACCAUGUACUAGAUUUAGCAAAAUACCACAUCUUUGUAACAAGGGUGAUAAUGACAUCUCCCCUGAAGAUAAACUCGAUCUUGAGCGAAAGAUGAAUCUCCUGAAUUUAAUCGAUAAACUAAAAAUCCAGAUCCCCAAUAUACUAGAACACAACUUAUCAAAGGACAUAGUCUCAAGAAACAUUUAUCUCCGAAUAUGCCCAUCCCAAUUUGAUGAAAACUAUUUACCAAAACUACAUGGCACUAUUGCUUACAAUAGUGCAUGUAAAGCAAUAACACUAUUCAUUACAUCAAUUAUCCUUAGUCCUCAAGUGAAACUCCACAUAUCAAGUAUCAAAACAUCGCAGAAACCCGAUCCACAAUGUAUGUUCAGCACAACCAUGAAAGUAUACGUUCGUUGGAGUACAUGUAUGCCCAAUUGUGAACAUUUAGGAGUACAGUCAACAUCAAAUGCUCAUUUUGGAUCGCAUAAAUGGUCACAUGAAGAUACAAAGAAAUUAAUGGGUACAAAUGUUACCUUAUCGGGGUUGAUUGGUAAAUUGACUGGUGCAGUGAUGGGUGUAUCUAAAGAAAAACAAAAGGAUUUGGAAAGGGUCAUUUCAGGAUUGUUCAUAUUUGAAUUGAAUAAUGAGUGUGAUCAGAUAUUGGUGCACACGGUUGAGAAUAUGAAUAUUAUCGAGAGGUUUGAAGAAGAGCCUGAGAAUGCAUUGAGAGUAUGUUGA
Messenger RNA from Lodderomyces orthopsilosis Co 90-125, 918 nucleotides. RefSeq lists its product as uncharacterized. The transcript has a single exon. Lineage: Eukaryota; Fungi; Ascomycota; Pichiomycetes; Serinales; Debaryomycetaceae. The record is from RefSeq and is a predicted model, not a curated record. The coding region runs from base 1 to 918 and encodes 305 amino acids.